GUAAGUAGUACCACUAAAAAAUGGGACCAACCAUUGCUUAAAAAGAUGAUUUAUGAAGACCCCAUCAUCUCUCUCACUAUACGGCUCUCUUCUUUUAAUUUUGCACACUCUCCCAAAUUCGUUUCGACGUGGUGUGUACAAAGAAAAAGAUCCAAAAACACGGCACUACCCCUCUCUGUUUCUCUGUUUCAUUGCUCUGCUUCUUGUCUUAAAAGGAAAGAGAAAGAACAUGCAUGCGAAGACAGACUCUGAGGCAACAAGCAUCGACGCGGCUUUGUCUCCGCCGCGUUCCGCCAUUAGACCUCUUUACUACGUACAGAGUCCUUCCAACCAUGACGUUGAGAAGAUGUCGUUCGGCUCUGGUUGCAGUCUCAUGGGCUCACCUUCACACCCGCAUUACUACCACUGCUCACCGAUCCAUCACUCCCGUGAGUCAUCCACCUCUCGCUUCUCUGACCGUGCCCUCCUCUCUUACAAGUCCGUCCGUGAAGACCGUCGAUUCGUCAACGACGGUGGAGACGACAAAACGGACGGCGGAGAUGACGACGACGACCCGUUUCGGAAUCUGCGCCUCUACGCUUGCUUGCUCCUCUCCUUAGUACUCUUGUUCUCUCUCUUCUCUCUUAUUCUCUGGGGUGCUAGCAAAUCCUACCCUCCUAAAGUUGUUGUAAAGGGGAUGCUCGUGAGGAACUUAUACGUGCAAGCCGGGAACGAUCUGAGCGGAGUGCCUACGGACAUGUUGUCUCUCAAUUCGACAGUGAGGAUCUUUUACCGAAACCCAUCAAACUUCUUCUCCGUGCACGUCACUGCUUCUCCUAUCCUCCUUCACUACUCUAACCUCCUCCUUUCCUCCGGUGAGAUGAACAAGUUCACGGUUGGUAGAAACAGAGAAACGAACUUGCUGACUGUGGUGCAUGGCCAUCAGGUUCCUCUCUACGGCGGUGUCUCUUUCCAUCUCGACAGUACUCUUUCCCUGCCGCUUAAUCUCACUCUCGUCCUCCGUUCAAAAGCUUACAUUUUGGGAAGACUCGUCACAUCAAAGUUCUAUACAAGGAUCAUAUGCUCCUUCACUCUCAAUGCCAACCAUCUCCCAACACCUAUCUCUCUUCUUCACUCAUGUACUCCUUACCACUGACCACACAUGUGUGUGUGUGUGUGUUCUAGUACUGUUCUUGUAUCUUUGGCCAUCAAAUAUAUUCAUCCAUCAAGUACAACACCA
Molecule: messenger RNA, 1219 nt
Organism: Camelina sativa (false flax)
Lineage: Eukaryota; Viridiplantae; Streptophyta; Magnoliopsida; Brassicales; Brassicaceae
Source: RefSeq, a predicted model, not a curated record